This is a messenger RNA of Chroicocephalus ridibundus (black-headed gull), 10983 nucleotides long. RefSeq names its product zinc finger protein 618 (gene ZNF618). The record is from RefSeq and is a predicted model, not a curated record. Gene Ontology annotation, molecular function: protein dimerization activity. NCBI's taxonomy places the organism in Eukaryota, Metazoa, Chordata, Aves, Charadriiformes, Laridae. Bases 402 to 3365 code for a protein of 987 amino acids. The transcript is spliced from 17 exons.
GGGGCCGGUCCGGCGGGGCUGCCGCGCUGGGCCAGACUCAGCCCCUUUCUCCCGCCGCCGCCGCUGGCUGCGAGCGCGCUGCGGCGGCUGGAGCUGCCCCCAGAGCGGCUGGUGAUGGCGGCGGCGCGGGCUCGGCAGCGGGAGGCGCCCGCCCAGCCCUGCGCGCCGCGCCGCUAGCGGCAGCGCCCGUGCCCGCGGCGGCCGCCCCGGCCCAUGCCCCCGGGGGGAAGGGGGGCUGCAGCAGCCCGGCGAGCCGCCCACCCGCGCAGCGGGGGCAUCGCCCCCACUCGCCGCUCCUGGGAGGGCGGAAAGGAGGCAGCGGCGGCGGCGGCGCCGGCAUUGUGCGCGGCGGAUCGCAGGCCCCGGCGGCGCGGGGCUCGCCUGCCUCCCGCCCCAGCCUCAUGAACCAGCCGGACGGCUCCGCUCCGGCGGCGGCGACGGGAGCGCAGGCCGACGAGAGCAACAGCAGUGGGCGGAGGAGCUCUUCCAGCAGGGAGUGUUUGAAGAGGAGCCCACGGAGCCCGAAAGCAGAGGGCUCCGAUUCGGUGACAUCUCAGUCCUCACCCAGUGAAGAGGCUGGAAUGAUGACUGAGGUGAAGGUGAAAACAGAGGUACCAGAUGACUAUAUCGAAGAGGUGAUCUGGCAGGAUGACACCAAAGAUUCCAAGAAGAACAUAAAAGAUGGGCCGGGAGACGUGCCCGCGGAGAUCUGCGUGGUCAUAGGCGGGGUCCGCAACCAGCAGACGCUCGAUGGAAAAGCAGUGGAACGUGACUCUCCUGUUGGAUAUACACGAAAUCGAUAUUCAGGGACCUGGAUUUUUGACCAUGCAUUGAGAUACACGUCCGGGUCUUACGAGUGUGGAAUAUGUGGGAAGAAAUACAAGUAUUACAACUGUUUCCAGACCCAUGUGCGAGCGCACAGAGACACUGAAGCUGCCUCAGGUGAAGGAGCCUCACAAGGCAGUGCCCCUCUGGCUGCGGAAAGGGAGAAGAAGCCUCUCUCCAGAGCUGUCUUUGUGCUGCCCUGGAUGGAAUCCACAGAAACAAACAAUUUUAGGUACACGUGUGACAUUUGUGGGAAAAAAUAUAAAUAUUAUAGCUGCUUCCAAGAGCACAGAGACCUACAUGCCGUGGAUGUUUUUAGUGUGGAAGGGGCCCCAGAAAACCGGGCAGACCCCUACGACCAGGCCGUCAUAGCAGCAGAUGAAGUGAAGGAGGAGGAGCCGGAACCGUUCCAGAAGAUUGGUCCAAAAACUGGCAAUUACACCUGUGAAUUCUGUGGCAAGCAGUACAAAUACUACACUCCCUACCAAGAACAUGUGGCACUGCAUGCACCUAUUAAGUUCUCUCGAUCUCCACUCUUCGUGGCAGUGAAGACACAGGCGAGCCAAUCCAGCAAAAAAACACCGGCUUCAAUAAACCGAUGUUCUACCCUCCUGCACCGCACCCCCUCCGGUGUCCCACCGGCAUCCCAAUCCCAGAUGUUCCGCGCUCCAAAUUCUGGAUCCCCAGGAAGCAAGGCCAUUACAGCAGAAAGUGCUUUCAGCAGGAGAGUGGAAGGCAAAGCGCAAAACAACUUUGAAGAAACAAACAGCAAUUCUCAGAACUCCAGCGCUGUUCAUUCGGGGACAGAAAAACCUAAAGAAAAGAGGUGUAAGCAGAACCCAUCAGAGCCUUACACCUGUGGAGCUUGUGGAAUCCAGUUCCAGUUUUAUAACAAUCUCCUGGAGCACAUGCAGUCCCAUGCAGCUGACAACGAGAACAAUAUUGCCUCUAGCCAGCCCAGAUCGCCUCUAGCUGUCGUUGAAGAAAAGUGGAAACCGCAGCUCCAAAGAAAUAACGCCAACAAUACAUCCGCGAGCGGUUCGGUAGGGAACAGCGCGAUCCCAGAGAAGGAGCGGCAGAACAUUGCCGAGAGGCUCCUGAGGGUGAUGUGCACUGACCUUGGGGCUCUGAGCGUGGUGAGUGGGAAGGAAUUCAUCAAGCUAGCGCAGACCCUGGUGGAUAGCGGAGCUCGCUAUGGUGCCUUCUCUGUCACCGAAAUCCUUGGCAAUUUCAACACACUGGCUCUGAAGCAUUUGCCUCGGAUGUACAACCAAGUGAAGGUGAAAGUCACCUGCGCCCUGGGCAGCAACGCAUGCCUUGGCAUCGGUGUCACUUGCCACUCGCAGAGCAUCGGCCCCGAUUCUUGCUACAUCCUGACGGCUUAUCAGGUGGAAGGCAACCACAUCAAGAGUUACGUCCUGGGAAUUAAGGGCGUAGACAUUCGAGAUAAUGGUGAUUUUAUCCACCACUGGGUACAAAACGUGCUCUCGGAGUUUGUGAUGUCGGAGAUCAGGACGGUGUACGUCACGGACUGCAAAGUCAACUCCUCUGCGUUCUCCAAGGCAGGCAUGUGCUUGCGUUGUUCGGCCUGUGCCUUGAACUCAGUAGUGCAGAGUGUGCUGAAUAAGCGAACACUACAGGCUCGCAAUAUGCACGAAGUGAUCGAGCUCCUGAAUGUCUGUGAAGAUCUGGCAGGAUCCACGGGCCUCUCGAAGGAGACCUUUGGCUCCCUGGAAGAGACCUCUCCCCCACCCUGCUGGAACUCGGUCACCGACUCCCUCCUGCUCGUCCACGAGCGCUACGAGCAGAUCUGCGAGUUCUACAGCAGGGCCAAGAAGAUGAACCUCAUCCAAAACCUGAACAAACACCUGCUCAGCAACCUGGCAGCCAUUUUGGCUCCGGUGAAACAGGCGGUGAUCGAGCUGAGCAACGAGAGCCGGCCCACCUUGCAGCUGGUACUGCCCACCUACGUCAAACUGGAGAAACUGUUCACUUCCAAAGCUAACGAUGCUGGCGUAGUCAGCAAACUCUGCCACCUCUUCUUGGAGGCGCUGAAGGAGAACUUCAAAGUCCAUUCGGCACACAAGGUAGCCAUGAUCUUAGACCCUCAGCAGAAGCUGCGGCCCGUCCCACCGUACCAGCACGAAGAGAUCAUUGGCAAGGUCUGUGAGUUGAUCAAUGAGGUGAAAGAGUCCUGGGCAGAAGAAACAGAAUUUGAACCUUCAACCAAGAAGCCUCGGGCAGCAGGGGAAGCCACAGCAGCUCAGGAAGAAGAUUGGUUCGGGAAAAAUGAAGUCUAUGAUUAUUUGCAAGAACCUCUCUUCCAGGCCACCCCUGACCUGUUUCAGUACUGGUCGUGUGUUACCCAAAAGCAUACAAAACUAGCCAAGCUAGCCUUUUGGCUCUUAGCAGUGCCUGCUGUUGGUGCCAGAAGCGAAUGUGUAAAUAUGUGUGAGCAGGCUCUCUUAAUCAAAAGGAGACGGCUACUCAGUCCAGAAGACAUGAACAAACUCAUGUUUUUGAAGUCCAACAUGCUUUAAGACUGUCUUUUAAUUAAAACAAAACUUUAAAACACUGUUCCAAACAAAGAAAAAGAAUUUUAAGUUCUAAACACUGUGGACCUCAUUAUGAAUGCCCCUGGAAACCAAGUGCUUUUUUAUAUAUAUAUAAAAAUAUAAAUAUAUAUAAAAUUAAGUUUGAAAGGAAAGCCGAGCACGUGAGAGAGACAGCCCUCUGCCAGGAACGUGCUCCUUUCCAUAGAUAGUGUGUGGACUUGACAGACUUUCUAAUGUUUUCAAGUGGGCAGACCAAUGGGAGGCUGAUGUUCUAAAGUCUUCAGGCAGCUGAGAUCUAAAGUGACUUGAAGUUUCUUUUGUUUCUCCUCCACCCCACCUUUCCUCUUGUCCCCUGGGCCAUCUUGCCAUGGAUAAUCAGACUACAUUGAACAGACCAGUUCUGCACUGGACUUUGCUCCUUUGAAUAACUGUACACCUUGAGGGCAUUUGUCUGCAGCCUUCUUGACAUACAGUGCAUGUUAUCAGGGCAGCUGUGUUUUAUGAACACCGGUAUCUUUAGAAAUCAGGAAGGGAGACUUUAAGGGUUGUUUUUAAUUUUAUUUUUAACUUUUUUCAUAGACGGUUUUCGCAAAAAAAAUGAAAGUUACUCUGCUAUCUCCACUCCCAGUUUUGAGUUAAAACGCGUUAGCUAGUGCUUAUAAGCUUGAUUUAAAACUAAGAGAAAUGGUUCAUGGCAGAAAAUGUCUGUGUUACGUUUCUUGGAUAUUUUUUUUUACAGCAUAACUUCUUUUCUGAAUUCCCAGUGUUAAUUAACUUCUCUGUGAACUCUGUACAUCAGGGGUCCUCAAACUUGUUCUAGAGUAGCCCGUUCGCAAUUAAAUAAUAUCCUUAUGGGAACCACAGCAGUUGCUCAUACGCUAGAAACCAGGAAAAGCAAGCACGCGGUGACAGCACAGAUGCCUGUGGGCCACCAGCAAGCUUGCCGGGGUCUGCCAGCUGCCAUUGAGAACCCUUGUACCUCAACUUUUUGUAGACCUUCUCAGUACCCACACUCAAAGUAACCUUCGCAAGGCCAAGGACAAACCAAGGUGUAUGAUUUUUCAGGGGAACAAAGAUCAUCAGUUUUGUCAAACUGGGGUUUGAAGGAAGCUUAGAGAAGUGCAUGGGCUCAAAGAUCCUUCUGAAUGUAAGUGCUCCUGAUUGAGUGCAAAGAAUAUCUUCCCAUUUUGUUUGGAAUGGUUUCCUCUAGUAGCACGAAUGUCUUUUUAAUACCUACAGUGCAUUACACUACUUGUUAUGUUGCUGAAUCAUUCUGGCUAGGAAGGCCGCGGGCCCUUAAACGUUCACGCUUACCGACUCACCCCAAAUGCAAUUAGAGAUCAUCAUAAUGCAAAAACAUCUCAGUCGCUCUGCUGUCCACCGAGGCCGGUGCUCCGCUGUGUCCCGUGCCUGUAGGCACAGUUCCUGGGCUGCUGGACGAGAUCUCCGCAGGCUGUCAGGUUUGGUGCCUCUUGGACAAUUCCCAUCUUCUGGUGCCAAACUGUAAAUUUUUCAUCACUGGGACUUGUAUCCCGGAGGCAAAUUGAAGCAAAUUCUUAUUUUUGGAGUAGUUUCUCCUGCUUCCAGUAGCGUGCUCUGGAGCUGCGGUCACAGCGGCAGCAGAGCAGCGUUGGUGGUUUGGGAGGAUGGACGCGCUGGGCCCCGAGCAGGCAGGCUGGGGGCUGGAGCCCUUCCGCGGCGCAGGGGUGGGUUCUGGUUGCUGACAAUGCGGUGGUGAGACUGGGGGCCCUCCGUGAAGUGCUGCUGUUGAACAGAUCUUAAACCAAAUCCCGCCUGCCCGUCUCUGGUUGUAAUAGAAGUUGCAAGUCCCAAGACGUGAGAAAUGGCAAACCCAAUCUCUCAGGCUUCGUGAGCAGAUGCCUUGAACCUGGCAGGCACCAGCUGGCAGCGUCACUGCCAGGGGGCGCAGACAGGGAACGGUUUGCGUGGCAGAGACCUUCCCUAGGUCAAGGUCGCUGAGGGUGGCUCUUUGCACCCAGCUCUCUUGCCCCUUUCAGCCUGGAAGCAGCAUCUGCCGUUAGGCCUGAGUGUAGCAUUUGGGUUGACCUCUCGGCACUGUGACCGGCAUCAGGGCAAAACUACUCGUCUCCUAAAUGUAAGUUUUGCGUAUGGAUAUCUUAAAAGACACAGUCUGCAACGCCCCUGACAGCUGCAGGGGGAGCAGCACUUGAAGAUGCGCUGCCGAGGCAGAGGCGCUUGGAGAUCGGAUUUCUCUGGCAGUGGUUUUUGCAAACGGAGGUGUUGGUUGUAGGGCCAACUUUUCUUCCUGCCGGUUUUAUUUUCUCCCGUACAAAUUCUGCCCGCCCAGCCACCUCUUGCGCCCACGGUACCACAUCUGUUUGCACUCGCAGUGCAGGAGAAGCCUGUAACAAACCAUAACUAAGUCUCCAACUACAAAGCAUUUGUGCUGUGCUGCUGUUCCCACUGAAAAGCACAAGGUGUCCUGCUGCAGGAAGACAUGGCUGGAGGCUGAAUCCAAAGCAAGGUUAGCUUCUGAGGCUGCAGAGUGUGUGCCCUGCAGCUCAGCUGGUGGGCAGAACUGGGGACAGGAUUUGUAGUUCUUUCUUCUCGUGGCACCUUUUAGCUUGAGACCUGAGACCCUGAGAGCCAAUCCCAGGCUCGUCGGUGCUCGGGCGAACGUGCAAAAACCUUUGCAUUCCUUUGGAAAGAAAGCUCCAAACCCCAGCACUCCUUUGCUACGGGACAGGCUGAUGAUUUCUGUGGGAUUUGACAACUGGGGCUCAUUGUGUUGUCUGUCUGCAAGACAUUAAGGGUGGGGAGUGGACGACGCAGAGUUAGCACAGGUUUAAAUCCUUGGAAUUGAGAAUGAGGUAAAAUUGCAAGUCAUUUGUGCAGUCGUUUGAUGCCCGGCCGUGCCCAGCAGAGAGCUGGACCGUGGCUGCACAGCCAGGACACGCAAACAGAAAGGCCGCAGCCACCAUUAACUCCCAGCCCAUCUCCCCUUCCCCUUUUCCCAGUGUGGUUUUGGCAUCAGAUCAAGAGCUUUCUUCCUGUGACGACCAAAGAGAGGGAUUGAGGGGCCCUCUCCCCCGGCCGAGUAACUGUCAACUCCAAAGCAACUUUGGUUAUAGUUGCACUAAUGAUGGAUGUUAAGCAAACAUGCAGCAUUGUCUGCUAGAUGAGAUUCUCCCAAAGACUUAAAAACUCGACGUAGUAGCUGGAAAAGCAAAAUAAAACCCAAAACCCUAAAAUGGAGCAGUCUGUGAGAAGAGGAGCUGGUUGGCCAGCCGCCUUCUCCAGCGACUCAGUGGAAGAAGCCGCAGCUUUUCAUGAGGCUUAAUGUAGUCACAAGAUGUUCUGCUCAGAGGAGCUGGUCGAUGUUCUGCUCGUGGCGUGUCUGCUCACAGGCUGACUCGUCUGAUGUACUUCGGCUUCAUUAACAGGAGGGAAGCACAUCUGGAGCACACGUAUUUACCCCGAAUGCCAAACUUUUGCUCCUAUUUCUCCUUACCUCUUCAAGACUUGGAUUUGCAUUCUAGGGAGCAUAGAUGCUUUACCAAGGUGUGAAUUUUGGAAGCUCUUCAUUUGCCAGGUUACUCCAACCGAAACUAUUCCAUGAUUCGGUUCUGUGGUUGGCUCAGUGGUGUGGAGCAGCACUCGCGCUGUAAGGAACAUUGUCCAUCCUGGGGUGGGAGACCGGAGAGGAGAGGGUUUCUUAGUUUGGCCAGGGCUGUAAUGAGGUUCUGCUCCAUCGGAGCUAGGAGGAGAAGUCCUCAGAAUUGGGAUCAUCCUCUGGUAGGUCACGUUGGGAAUUUGCCUUCUGCUUGUUUGUUUCCUUUACUUGCACUUGAGAAAUGUGGUGGGAUACAAAAGUGGUGUAUGUGUCCUCCAGGCUUUCAUUAGUUUCUGCUGCUUACUCUGUGCCUGACCUCGCAGACUUCUCUUUCUGACUUCCCAGUUUGCUGUGAGAGGGGUUGUCAUCUUCAGGUGGGGAGCAAGCACCAGCAGAAGAUGAACUGUAAAGAGUGAAGGGCCUUCCAGUCCUGUCUGAACAUCCUUGUUGCUAGAAAACGGAGAAAGCAGGGUACAAAGGCAGAGCUCUUCAAAAGAGAAGGUUGUUUCUGUGUGAGUACAGCAGCCAGAGGGUCAGUGGAGAACGUGGAGCCCAAAUUUCUCUGCUGUGGCUGUCUCUUCUCCCAUGUCUCUACUGGUGGCCAGUAGUUGUGUUCUGGCUUGCAAGGUGGGCUUGGUGUUUUGUGCCUGGGUCGGUUUCAGGUGGAAGUAAACUUUUCUUUUUGUCAAAGCUCUAUGUCUGUUCGAAGAAAACUGAUUUGGUUGUAUUUGAACUAGUGCAAUCUGGAAAACUGUCUGUGAAAGCCGACUGCGGGCUCAGGUUUUGUCUAAUUCAGUUGUCUGUUAAUUGCUGGUUAAACCAGUUUAACUUUGGGAUAAAUUGGUUUAAGCAUCCACAUGAACGACCUGCACUGAUUUAACUGCGCUUGCUGGGUGUUCUUCCCUGCUGAUCGGAGGAUACGUCCAGAAGCAGCUCAGGGAGUCACGACCCUCACGGGAAUUUUGCAGAUGAAGCUGUGGCAGAUCAGGCUUAAAGCUCGGGAAUGACUGAAAAUAGAGGGGGGACGCUUCUGAAAAUUGCUUGGGCUCUAAAUUGUGGUGUCUGAGUUAAUCCAGUGCGAUGUCUCAGGUUGGUCGGCUCAUUUUUCUCCAGCUGCUUGCAAUAACCUGGAAGGUUUAGCGUGAGAAGAAAUGGCGGCAUAGGUUCAUCCUGGGGGUUGAGUCCACUCAGCCUCGCCCCGUCUGAGGGACCGUUCCCACCUUCUGGGUCCCGCAGAAGGCGAGCCAGGACGUAGUGUUGCGCAGGAGCAGGGUGACUGAGACAUGGUGCGACUCGGAGAACGCCGUGCGCGUUUCUAAACAGCACCAAGUUCCUAUAAAUCAAAAGGCAGUAAGAGAGCAGGCAAAAAGUUACGGAAAGGCUGGGAGUGCUGCUUUGUCCUGAGGAAAGACCCAGAUCUCUAAUUGCAUCUCUCUGGCCAACGGAGGUGGAGAGGAGCUCCUGUGAGCCGUCAGAGGGAGCACCCGCAGGAGGGGACAAGGUAUUCCCUAUGGAAUAAUUAGGAGUAACGGGAUGAAAAUGAACAUAAAGACACUAAAGGCAGAUUCUGGGAAACCUUUUCAGGGAGGAGAAAUCUGUUCAUCUGGGAGGAGUCUGUUACGGGAAUGUUUUUUGAGCCCUGUUGUUUGGAACAAGGCUGGACAGCCUCCGGGAGCCCACUCCGUACGGCACGGGGCUGCCUGGGACCUUGCUGAGAGCAAAGGGCCUGGCGGCAGAGGUGGGAAGUGAUUCCUGCGUCUCGACUCCGGUCCUGCCUGAUAGGUCCAGGGGGGUUCACAGAGCGUUUUCCUCUGCAUCUUCCCAGUCACUGCAGCACCGAACCCUUCCCAAAGCUCCAGUACAGACAUGAACUGGGUUUCCAAAGGAGGGAGGCAGUGACCGGCAGAAGGGGCAGAGGAGGAAACACCAGUUGAGGAGCGAAUGUCUUGUCAACCCUUACACUGCCAAGAUGAAAGAAUCGGGGUGGGGGAGAGUAUUAAAUGUUCCGCUGCUUCUGCUGCGCAUUUUCUGUGCUACGCCGUGAUCUGGAAUCCACGGCAUCCAUUGGGAACGCCCCGAAACAUCGGCUGAGACUCAAGGUCCUGUGUCAGGUACUUCUGAAGAUGGCGCCCCGUAGCAAUAAGAACUCCCUUUUCACAGCGCCCGGGACCUGUCCCCGUGCCGCGGGUUAUCAUCUUCCUGGGGCUUCUGGAAAUGUCACCGAACAAAACGAACGAUGAUGAAAAUAGGGAGGGGUGAACCCAAGCACAGCUCCGAGCGGAACGCCUCCUCGGUGCUGUGGGGUAGUUUGCUUAUGCUAGGCCAGAAAUGGUAAACCAAUGAGAGUGUAUUGCCCUGAAAUUUAAUUUUAUAUAGUGAAUGUUUGAGGGGUUUCUGUUGAAAUUUGUUUUUUGUUUGGCUGGUUAGUUGGGUUUUUUACUGCUCCUCUUAAGAGUUUUAAAGCUUGACGGAAGAGUUUUGCUCACGUUAGACAGCGGCGCAUCCAGUGGACGCGUUAGGCUCUAGUGAUCCGUAGGCAGCUGGGUUGGAGUUAUUUUUAGAAUGGCUUCUGGGGUGAGCCACAGGAACGGCUCAUUGAUGCACAACAUCAGCCGCUGACUGAAACGAUUUUCCUCCUGCCCGUCGUUCCGGCGUCGUUGGCGGUGGGCAGCGCGGCCCGGUACCCGGGGGGUGGGCGGCGCAGCCUUGGCCGUGGGGGUGGUUUAUGGUGGAGUCGAUGAGUACAGGCACGUCAAACCCUUGCUUUUUACAACCAAAGUUCCUUAAAACGACACUUCCAGCCUCAUCAGCUCGUUCGCAGUCUUCUGGGGGGGCCUUGUGGCGGUCUCGGCGAUGUGCGUGGGUCGGAUGGGGCUGGUUUUUUUCCAGCGGGCUGGGGGGUGGGAGGAGGGAUUCUCUUUUUUUUUUUUUUCUUGCAAUCUAUGGAGAAGGACCUUUCCGCUCGAGGAAGGCGGCAUGUGUUCUGGAAGGAACAACACUCUUAGGAGCUGUUUGCCACGGUCCCUUUAAAGUUAUUGGGACUUCAAAUUUUAUAUAUUUUUCAUUAUUUAAAAGGAAAACUGAUAACGGAUGAACUGAAACAUUCGUGACAGGUGGCUAGUGGAGGCCGUAAGGCCGGGCGGAACGCACGUCGUCCGGAGCGGGAGGACUCUGCUCCGCGCCGGAGCUAGAAAGUGUCAUGCCGACAAACCAAACCAUCGGGAAAUCCUUGUUUGCAGCCAGUCUGAAAAGAGAAGCUGUUCCUCGUUCGUGUGUUCGUUUUGGUUUUUUUUUCGAAACCUCCUGUUGGGAGCUGAAUUCUUGUCGUUUCAUCGAGCAAACAAUUAAUGUUCUCCUUCCCCCCCCCGCCCUCCCUGCCCUCAGUGACUCCUGCGCGUUUCCUUCCUUUCUGUAGAUGCAGAUGUUCUAGGCAAUACCACAGAUGCACCUGCGCGUGUCUCUACCUGCGAGUGCAAGAAUCUCAUGUCAUCUUAAAAAAUACAAAAAAAAAAAUAUACAAAAAAUAUACAAAAAAUAUCUUUUUUAGGCCAGAGUUUUCUACAGGUAUUAAUGAAUAUUUUUCUUAAUCCUUAUAAGUUUUAUGUGUUUAAUAUUUCUUAAUACCGGUAGCAUUAAUUUAUACUUUUGUAGCAACACAAUAUUUUUAUAAACCGCCACCGCUGGCUUUGUCUUCAUAAUGGGGAAAAGUGCGGGCAGCUGGCCCCGCGCUGUACCAUGUACUGUAUUUAAAAGGUUAUCUAAUGUCACACUUGCUGUGUUAAUAAACAAAACAAAACCUGUUUGAAGUCUCAUGUAUUGUUGGUGUGGAUCGAAUGACUCAAUAGAGAGCAAUAUUGCACGGGGUUGAGUUGCUGAUUUUCAUUGUGAUAUACGAACGCUUGAGGCCAACUCAAGUUCUUCUGAUUUUUUGUUUUUUUUUUUCCUUUUUAGGAUUUUGGUUUUGGUUUGGUUUGUUUUGUUCUUUUUUUUUUUUUUUUUUUUUUUUUU